AUGUGCUUCUAAAAUACACCUUUGAAAAAUAUUUCCAUCUUCUUCUUACUCACCUAGUUUCAGUUUUAGACAAGGAUAAAUGCCAUAGUGGGUGUAUUUAGAUUUGCGUCAGCGGUUAUCUCAACUCGCUCGAAGUAAUUACGAUUUUCUCUCAAAAAAAUCGAAAUGGCUGGCGGCGGUGAAGAAGCAGAAGCAGCGAAACUUACGGGAAUUAGCAAAAUUUUCAAUGGUCAAACAUUAAGAGGACGGGCAAAUGUCGCCAUGGCCACUUACGCUUCAGUAGGACUCUUAAUUGCGUACCUUUCUUUAAAACCAAAGAAAGCAAAGAAGUAAAUUAAAGUAGAGUUAUUAAUGGUAAAUAAACUAGACCACUAAA
This is a messenger RNA of Tribolium madens (black flour beetle), 376 nucleotides long. Its product is annotated as putative 60S ribosomal protein L33. Lineage: Eukaryota; Metazoa; Arthropoda; Insecta; Coleoptera; Tenebrionidae. The record is from RefSeq and is a predicted model, not a curated record. The coding region runs from base 166 to 333 and encodes 55 amino acids. The transcript is spliced from 3 exons.